AUCCUGAUGGACCUGAUAGCGAACCGGGAGAAGGCUCAACCUUGAGCGUCUUAACGGUGUCAAAACUCAAGACAACUAGCCUCCGAGGUUUACAUUCCAGGUGUCAACCGUUCCAAGGCUAGAGUCAAUGGUGAUGCUGACAUGGCUACGCAUCUACCGAAGGGGCAUUACGGUCAAUUAAUGACAUAACAACGACAAGGCACAGUAUUCCCAACGAACUAUUUUCCUUCUCGCCAAAGGCUGAAGAAGUGAAGAGUGAAGAGUUUUCUUGCCAAAGGUUUAGCAAGUUUCACAACAGUGAGGCAGUGAGCUAUGGAGCCCGACAUGGAAUCCAUGGCGUCUUCGAUCAGUGUCUCAGUUCCCGUUCUUCGGUUCCUUCUAUGCUUCGUCGCCACCAUACCGGUAAGCUUUCUAUGGAGACUCGUCCCCGGAACCAUUCCGAAGCAUCUCUACUCGGCGGCGUCAGGAGCUGUGUUAUCUUAUCUUUCGUUCGGAUUAUCCUCGAAUCUCCAUUUUCUGGUUUCGAUGUUGAUGGGGUACACUUCGAUGCUUGUUUAUCGCCGGCGAUGCGGCAUUAUCUCGUUUUUCACCGGAUUCGGUUAUCUUAUAGGCUGCCACAUAUACUACAUGAGUGGAGAUGCAUGGAAGGAAGGAGGCAUAGAUGCCACUGGAGCCUUGAUGGUUGUUUCACUGAAAGUCAUUUCCUGUGCAAUUAAUUACAACGAUGGGCUAUUGAAAGAAGAGGGUCUACGUGUGGCACAAAAGAAAAAUCGGUUGCUCAAGUUACCUACUCUUGUAGAGUACUUUGGUUAUUGCCUUUGCUGUGGGAGUCACUUUGCUGGACCAGUUUAUGAAAUGAAGGAUUAUAUUGAAUGGACAGAAAGGAAAGGGAUUUGGAGCCAGUCUAUGAACAAACCAUUACCAUCUCCUUAUGGUGCAGCAAUUAAAGCUCUAGUUCAAGCUGCAAUAUGCAUGGUCCUGUAUUUAUAUCUGGUGCCACGUUUUCCAGUAUCCCGGUUUACUGAUCCCAUAUAUCAUGAAUGGGGAUUCUGGAAACGGCUGGUUUACCAGUAUUUAUGUGGCUUUACAACACGCUGGAAGUAUUAUUAUAUCUGGUCAAUAUCAGAGGCAUCUCUUAUUAUAUCUGGUCUUGGAUUCAGUGGUUGGUCAGAUUCUUCUCCAUCAAAUCCGCUUUGGGAUCGUGCAAAAAAUAUUGAUAUCAUUGGUGUUGAGUUGGCAAAGAGUGCUGUUGAGUUGCCGCUUGUAUGGAACAUCCAUGUCAGCACCUGGCUACGUCAUUAUGUUUAUGAAAGACUUGUUGAAAAGGGAAAGAAACCUGGUUUCGCUCAACUGCUGGCAACACAAACUGUUAGUGCUGUUUGGCAUGGACUGUAUCCUGGAUAUAUCAUAUUCUUUGUUCAGUCAGUAUUGAUGGUAGCGGCUUCAAGAGUUAUCUAUAGAUGGCAACGAGCUCUUCCUCGGAACAUGGACCUAGUUAAGAAGAUACUGGUGUUUAUGAACUUUACUUGUACAUUAUUGAGUUUGAACUAUUCCUGCGUUGCUUUCCUGGUGUUGAGCAUGCACGAGACAAUCACUUCAUAUGGGAGUGUUUAUUACGUUGGAACAGUUAUUCCCAUUAUACUGAUACUCCUGGGUUGCAUCUUCAAACCAAAACCUUCCAGGUAUAAAGACCAGAAAGAGCAAUGAGAUGGUAACUACAUGUUUUUAUUCUGCUCAACACUGCUGGAAAAGGAGUGGUAGCAUCCCCCCCCAAACCCUCUCUUCAUGUUUGGUAAAUUGUAAUAUUUUUCUUAGUUAAGAAAGAACUGCAUUGGCAUCCAAUGUUUAACCUUACUCCAACAUGUUUGGCUCGCGAUUUGCUUUACAAUUAUUUCAACUUUUAUUGUUGGUUAUUUUGUUUUUCUCUAAUCAUGAAUUGAUAGAUGUUGAACACUUUUAAACUGCUCAUGGCAGCCAGCCAGCCACAUUUCUUUGCUAAAGUUUAUAUUCCA
Nelumbo nucifera (sacred lotus) is the source of this 2012-nucleotide messenger RNA. Its product is annotated as lysophospholipid acyltransferase 1-like. Gene Ontology annotation, biological process: phospholipid biosynthetic process; lipid modification; triglyceride biosynthetic process. Gene Ontology annotation, molecular function: acyltransferase activity. The record is from RefSeq and is a predicted model, not a curated record. Gene Ontology annotation, cellular component: endoplasmic reticulum; membrane. Lineage: Eukaryota; Viridiplantae; Streptophyta; Magnoliopsida; Proteales; Nelumbonaceae.